Molecule: messenger RNA, 1357 nt
Organism: Hordeum vulgare subsp. vulgare (domesticated barley)
Lineage: Eukaryota; Viridiplantae; Streptophyta; Magnoliopsida; Poales; Poaceae
Product: remorin 4.1-like
Exons: 2
Coding region: 360-1196 (278 amino acids)
Source: RefSeq, a predicted model, not a curated record
CAAGUGUGACAUAAUAAUGCUUACAGGCCCGCCGGAGAGCAGCAGACAUCACUGCCUCAGCAGUUAACAAACAAGUUUAUCAUCUUUGAACAUUCCUGUGAAAAAUAUGCUAUUCAUCGGCCACAAAAAAUAGCCCGCAAGCUUGAGUGAUACGUGUAUCCCCGUCUGCCGGCCGGCAGAGUCGUUGUCCCCUCAGCCGUCCAUUUUUUCCUCUCCUCUCCUCCCUCCCUCCCUCCCACCCAGCUGCUAUCCUUUGUGCUUGAGUCUCUUUGUGCUUAGCUACGUUACACGCACCAACUCCACCACCAAGAACUGGGUCCGCCACUCCACCGGGUCCUAUCCGCCGGCGCUGUGCUCCGAUGAGCAGCUCCGACCCGAUCGACCACAUGUCGGUGAGCGAACGUCUGCAGCGGCUGGCGACGCCGUCGGCCCCGGCGGAGGACGACGUGGACGUGGACGGCGAUGGCGACGGUGCGACUUUCCGGGACAUCCACCCGUCCCCGGCGCCGGCGCCGCUGCGGCAGCCCUCCUGGGACGUGGCGAGCCAGCGCUCGCUGUCGUCCUACUCCGACGAGCAGUUCAUGGCCAGCAUGGGCCGCGAGUUCAACGCCAUGGUGGACGCGGGGGGCGGACCGCCAACCGACCCUUGCCCCGGUCCCGGGGACUCCGGCGCCGCGAACAACGACCUGCAGCUGGCGCGGAUCGGGGAGCACGAGCCCGUGCCGGAGACGAACCCGCUGGCCAUCGUGGCGGACGCCGGGCGCCCGCUGCCGCUGCCAGCGGGGCCGUCGUCGUCGUGCGCCCCGGCGGCGGAGGUGGUGGAGGUGCGGCAGGUGAAGAAGGACGAGGCGGAGGCGAAGGUGGCGGCGUGGCAGGCGGAGGAGGUGGCCAAGAUCAACAACAAGUUCAAGCGGGAGGAGGUGGUCAUCAACGGGUGGGAGAACCAGCAGAUCCACACGGCCACCACCUACCUGAGCAAGAUCGAGAGGAAGCUGGAGGAGGAGCGCGCCAAGGCGACGGAGAAGGCGCAGAACGAGGUGGCGCGGGCGCGGCGGAAGGCGGAGGAGAAGCGGGCGUCGGCGGAGGCGGCGCGCGGGACCAAGACGGCCAGGGUCAUGGAGCUCGCCAACUUCAUGAAGGCCGUCGGCAGGGUGCCCACCAAGCGCUCCUUCUUCUCUUUCUCCUCCUCCUCCUAAGACAUGACACGGCCGCCUUCUUCACCAACCAUCAAUUUCCUGUUUUUGAUCGACUUCGAUCUGUAUUAUUGAAUCCAGGGAUGUAACUGUACAGUGUUUAAAACAUUUGCUGGCUUGUAGCCUUGUAUGACUGUAUAUUAUUGAAAACAUUUUAAGGCUUA